AUGUCACCUGUAUCUCAAAGCCAAAUCCCUACAUCCACCAGCGGCUGGACCCUCGUUGGCACUGCUCCCGACGACGGCUCUGGGGCUCUAGUGUGGAAAGAUGAGCUCGAGCUUCCCAAGCUUGCAGACCACGGCACGGGCAGCCUGAUCCCGGGAUCCGACGGCUCAGGCGAAGUCGUAGCAAUUGGCUCUCACGUUACGCGCUUCAAGCCCACCGACCGCGUAAUCGUUGUGUACUACCCGAACUUCCUCUUCGGUGCUGCACCUACCUACGCUCAAAUGAGCGGCAGUCCCGGCAGCAAUAAGGACAGCCCCGGCACGUUUCGGCACCACGGGGUGUUCAACGAAAACGGCGGUCUGAUUCAUAUGCCCAGCAAUCUGAGUUACAGUGAGGCGGCAACCCUGCCUUGCUCUGCGCUGACGGCUUGGAAUGCUCUACAUGGGCUGAAGCCAUUAAAGGCGGGAGAGUAUGUUCUUGCCCAAGGGACGGGAGGGGUUUCGUUGUUUGCUAUGUUGUUUGCGUUGAAGGCUGGAGCAGUUGUUAUUGCAACUACUUCUUCCGACGAGAAAGCUCGCAGGCUCAAGGAGAUGGGAGUGCAACAUGUUCUCAGCUAUAAACAGGAUCCGAACUGGGGAGAAACCGCCACGAAGUUGACACGCGGCGAGCUGGGCUGUCAGCGAGUGAUCGAGGUUGGUGGAGCGCAGACUAUCAAACAGUCGUUCGAAUGUGUCGCGAGAGGAGGGGAGAUUGAUGUUAUUGGAUUUUUGACGGGGCAGGGACAUGCGGAGGAUGGGCCCACGUACCUCGAGCCGCUAUUGCGAGCUUGCACGGUCAGGGGCAUUGAAGUAGGGAACUGGGUCCAGUUCGAGGAGAUGAAUCGCGCAAUUGAGGCGUAUGAUAUUAGGCCUGUUGUUGAUGGGAAGGUAUUUGGAUUUGGGGAGUUGAGGGAGGCGUAUAAGUAUGUUUGGGACCAGAAACAUUUUGGCAAGGUUGUGCUGUCUGAUGGGGAGCAGUGA
Aspergillus costaricaensis CBS 115574 is the source of this 1017-nucleotide messenger RNA. RefSeq names its product zinc-dependent alcohol dehydrogenase family protein. Lineage: Eukaryota; Fungi; Ascomycota; Eurotiomycetes; Eurotiales; Aspergillaceae. Gene Ontology annotation, molecular function: oxidoreductase activity. Bases 1 to 1017 code for a protein of 338 amino acids. The record is from RefSeq and is a predicted model, not a curated record. The transcript has 2 exons.